Molecule: messenger RNA, 3862 nt
Organism: Cucumis melo (muskmelon)
Lineage: Eukaryota; Viridiplantae; Streptophyta; Magnoliopsida; Cucurbitales; Cucurbitaceae
Product: probable inactive receptor kinase At4g23740
Exons: 3
Coding region: 1738-3690 (650 amino acids)
Biological process (GO): protein phosphorylation
Molecular function (GO): ATP binding; protein kinase activity; protein binding
Source: RefSeq, a predicted model, not a curated record
AAAAAGACCCAUUUUGCUUUUUAAAUAAUAAUAAUUACCAAAAGUGCAAUCUCCUUCUUUUUGUCAAUAUGUUUCCACAAUGCCACAAAAAAUGGGCCUCAAAGCAACAGCAUCAUCAGCCAUCAAUGGCGGCAAUUCCAUCAUUAAAAUAGUAAUUGAAGAAACCCCAUUCAUAUCACAUGGACCCUCCUCCUGUUCCUCUGGCGUUUUUGACCAUUUUCUGAUUUUCAUCAAUCAAUGCAAUGCAAUCGACUGGGAAUGCAAUUUUUUUUCUCUUUGUUUCGAGUUGUGUUGAUGGAGAUUGCUAUUUUUGGAUCUUGAGAAAGCUUCUGGGAAGUUUGAAGUAAGAAGUAAUUCUAUAGCUAGGUUUAUUCUGUUCAUAUCCUUGCUUGUUUGACUUCUGAGAAAAUGAAGAAUAUAAUCUUGAUUUCAAGCCAUUGAACUUUUGAGGUUCUUCUUCUCGUUCUGACUACAAAAUGAUAUUGAUUCACUUCAGUUUUCUUAAUGCUUUGCUUCAUUUGUGCAUCUUGAGCAUGCUUUGCUGAACUCUUGUUUGUUGUUACUCCUUCUAUUUCAACUUCUUUUUCUUAUUUUUUCUGUUUUUAAACUUGUUUGGCCACUGAUGAAAUGGGAAGUAAAAUUAUGACUGUUUGUUUUCUCACCAUUUCUUUGCUUCAUUCUUGCAUCUUCAGCAAGUUUUGUUGAAGUCUGGGAGGAUGUUUGUGAGAAGUAAAUCCUCUGCUACUCAUUUGGUUUCAGCUCCAUUUUUCUCACAGCUGUUUUUGAACUUGUUUGGCUACUGAGAAAAUGAGAAGUAAAAUCUUAAUUUGCACUCAUUUAGGCCCAUUUGAUUACCACUUAGUUUGUGAAAGUAAGACUACAAACAUCAGUUCUACUUAUUAGUUUCUUUUUUUUUUCCUGGUGUUGUCUACUUUUCAAGAGUUUUCAAAAUAUAAGCUCAGUUAUGAAAACUAAAAAUGGUAGUUUUUUAGUUUUGAGAAUCGUAUUAAGAAUUAAAAUAUUUACUCAAAAGAAAGAUGUAAACUAUGCUUAAAGUUAUGGAAAAAAUAAGAACAAUUAUAAACAAUAUAAAACCAAAAAGGGCUUAACAUUUUUGGGAAUCAAGUAGACUUGUAGCUAGAGUAAUAAAUUCACAACUUUGCUAUUUCAACAUGUUCUUUAUUUUCCCUAUCCUUGGUGUUUCUUUGUUUUGUUGUGUACUUUCUUAGUUUAAUUGUUUCUAUACAAAAGCUAAAAACAUACAAAAUAAUUUAUGGUAAAGCCAACAUAAAUUGGAAAAAUGGAAAAUUAAAAUGAAAUUGUCAUUGAAUGAGACAUUUUUUGUUCUUCUGACUGAUUGAACCAAUGAUAUGGGUUCACUUGGGUUUUAUUUUGCUUUGAGUCUGUAGAUUUAGAUGACCACUAUUUUUGCAUCUUAAGCAUGAUUGUCUCAGGCCUGGAAGACUAGCAGUUAAUGUAAUAGUAAAUUCAUUGCUAAUCUUUCUUUCUUCUCUCCUCCCAUCAGUUUCUGGUCCUUUUGGCUAUUGAUAAAAUGGGAAGUAAACCUCAAUUCAUUUCAGUAUUUUAUGUCACCACGUAUUGGUUUUGAUUCGUUCUCUUCUUGCUAUUUUCUCUGAUCAUGAAGAUGCAACUAGCAAUUGAAGCAAAGAGAACUGUCAAAUCAUUCUCUUGGUGCUAACUCAUUCUUGCUUAAAAAGCCUCGAGUUUCGGUUGAAAAUGGGCUUCAAAAGGGACCUGGAGCAUGUCGUCUUCAUUUUCUCUGCAGUUUUCUGGUUUGCAGCAACUUUUUCUCCGGUCAUGUCAGAGCCGAUCAAAGACAAGGAAGCUUUGCUUGAUUUUAUUAACAAGAUGGAUCACUCACACGCGAUCAAUUGGAAAAAGAGCACUGCUUUGUGCAAAGAGUGGAUUGGAGUUCAAUGCAACAAUGCCGAAUCUCAAGUUGUAGGUUUGCGAUUGGCUGAAGUUGGCUUACAUGGUUCGAUCCCAGUGAACACUCUUGGUCGACUAUCGGGACUUGAAACUCUGAGCCUAGUAUCAAAUUACAUAUCAGGGUCUUUCCCUUUUGACUUCCAAAAACUGAGAAAUCUCAACUCACUUUACUUGGAGAACAACAGGUUUUCUGGUCCAUUGCCAUUGGAUUUCUCAGUAUGGAAGAAUCUCAGCAUCAUUGAUUUGUCCAACAAUGCAUUCAAUGGGAGCAUCCCUCCCUCAAUAUCAAACAUGACGCAUCUAACAACAUUAAACCUCGCCAAUAACUCACUCUCUGGUGAGAUUCCAGACCUCCACCUUCCUAGUUUGCAGGACUUGGAUCUUUCGAACAACUUCCUCACAGGGAAUGUCCCUGAUUCCCUUCAAAGAUUUCCAAGUCGGGCAUUCUCCGGUAACAACCUUGUCCCCAAGAUUAAGAAUGCCGUUCCUCCAGUUCGUCCUGGACAGUCGCCCAAUGCAAAGCCAUCAAAGAAAGGUACAACAACAAUUGGUGAAGCAGCAAUUUUAGGCAUUAUAAUUGGAGGUUCUGCAAUGGGGUUAGCUAUAGCAGUCAUUUUGGUGGUUAUGUGCUGCUCAAACAGAAAAGUGAAAAACAAUGCCUCAUCGAAGCUGGACAAACAAGAUUUGUUUGUAAAGAAAAAGGGAUCUGAGACACAAAGCAACAAUCUCAAGUUUUUUCAAAGUCAGAGCCUUGAGUUUGACUUGGAGGACUUGUUGAGGGCGUCUUCCGAGGUGCUCGGGAAGGGGACGUCUGGGACGACAUAUAAGGCAACAUUAGAAGACGGGAAUGCUGUGGCAGUGAAGAGGUUGAAGGAAGUGAGUGUUUCAAAGAAAGAAUUUGAGCAGCAGAUGGAAGUGGUAGGGAGCAUUGAACAUGAGAAUGUGUGUGGUUUAAGGGCAUAUUAUUAUUCAAAGGAUGAGAAACUCAUGGUCUUCGACUUUUACCAACGUGGAAGUGUCUCUGCAAUGUUGCAUGUUGCAAGAGAGAAAGGGCAGUCUCCACUUGACUGGGAAACACGACUCCGUAUCGCCAUUGGCGCCGCCAGAGGAGUCGCUCGCAUCCAUUCACAAAACUGCGGCAAACUUCUUGUCCAUGGAAACAUCAAGGCAUCAAACGUAUUUCUAAACUCCCACGGCUACGGUUGCGUCUCCGACGCCGGUGUCGCUGCUCUCAUGAACCUCAUGACCCCACCAGCCACCAGAUCCGCCGGAUACCGUGCUCCCGAACUCAAGGACUCUCGCAAAGCAUCUCAAGCCUCUGAUACUUACAGCUUCGGCGUCGUGCUUCUCGAGCUCCUCACCGGAAAAUUUCCACUGCAUACGAAGGGAGGUAACGGUGGAGAUCAGAUAAUCCACCUGGUGCGGUGGGUGAACGCGGUUGUCCGAGAGGAGUGGACGGCGGAGGUGUUCGAUGUGGAGCUUUUGAGGUAUCCGAACAUAGAGGAGGAGAUGUUAGAGACGUUGCAAAUUGCGCUAUCUUGUGUAGGAAGAGUUCCGGAUGAUCGGCCGGCAAUGGCGGAUGUUGCGGCUCGUUUGGAGGGAGUUCGCCGGGUGAGCGUAGGAAGUUUACCACCGGUGCUGCCGCCGGCGUUGGAACGCGGAGCGGAGGAGUUGAUCCAAAUUCAGGUGAACGUGGGUGAGGGUGAGGGUGAGGGUGGAGUUCCGUCGAGAUCGAAUUGAGGAAUCCGGUUUUGGUUGAAAGAUCAUUGGAAUUUGUAAUUGAGCUGUUGGAAACAGCUCUUCAAAAUUGGCUCAUUUAAUUUGUAAUUGGUUCGUUCGGGUUUUGGUUUUGUUCUUGCUUCCUCCUUUUUGUUUAUAAUAAUAAUAAAUCAGUAGUACCUUUAAUUCAAAA